Messenger RNA from Peromyscus californicus insignis, 2119 nucleotides. RefSeq names its product cathepsin B (gene Ctsb). Gene Ontology annotation, biological process: regulation of catalytic activity. Gene Ontology annotation, cellular component: lysosome. The coding region runs from base 275 to 1294 and encodes 339 amino acids. The transcript has 10 exons. The record is from RefSeq and is a predicted model, not a curated record. Lineage: Eukaryota; Metazoa; Chordata; Mammalia; Rodentia; Cricetidae. Gene Ontology annotation, molecular function: cysteine-type endopeptidase activity.
UUCCUGAGCUCGGGCACUGCAGGAGAGCAGCACCGGCGGCCUGCACGCCCUUACGGCGGGAGCUAGUGACCCCUUGCGGGUCGGCUUCCCUCCGGUGGCCUUGGCGCACUUCAAGGGCGGAGCUGCGGACUUCGGGGAGCUCUGAGGGAGGAGCCUGCAGGGAAGGGUUCGGCCCUGGCCCUCCUGCCAGCCCGCAGGCUCCGGGUCUCAGUGGUACUCAGGGCGAGUAUCGACCUGCAUCUAGUGCAGGUGGGUGCAGGAUCCAGCUUCCAGAAUGUGGUGGUCCUUGGUACCUCUCUCUUGCCUGCUGGCACUGGCGAGUGCCCACAGCCAGCCUUCCUUCCACCCACUGUCGGAUGACCUGAUCAACUAUAUCAACAAACAGAAUACGACAUGGCAGGCUGGACGAAACUUCUACAAUGUUGACGUAAGCUAUCUGAAGAGGCUGUGUGGUACUAUCCUGGGUGGACCCAAGCUGCCUGAAAGGGUUGGGUUCGCUGAGGACAUGGAUCUACCUGAAACUUUUGAUGCACGGGAACAGUGGCCCAACUGCCCAACUAUCAAACAGAUUAGAGACCAGGGGUCCUGCGGCUCUUGUUGGGCAUUUGGAGCAGCAGAAGCCAUGUCUGACCGACUCUGCAUCCACACCCAUGGCCAUGUCAAUGUGGAGGUGUCUGCUGAGGACCUGCUUACCUGCUGUGGUAGCCAGUGUGGGGAUGGCUGUAACGGUGGCUAUCCCUCCGGAGCAUGGAACUUCUGGGUAAAACACGGCCUGGUUUCUGGUGGACUCUACAAUUCCCAUGUAGGCUGCCUACCGUACACCAUACCUCCCUGUGAACACCAUGUCAAUGGCUCCCGACCCCAGUGCAGUGGAGAGGGAGACACUCCCAGGUGUACCAAGAGCUGUGAGCCUGGCUAUUCUCCAUCCUACAAAGAAGAUAAGCACUACGGGUACACUUCCUACAGCGUGUCUAACAACGAGAAGGAGAUCAUGGCAGAAAUCUACAAAAAUGGCCCAGUGGAGGGUGCCUUCACUGUGUUUUCAGACUUCUUGACUUACAAAUCAGGAGUAUACAAGCAUGAGGCCGGUGACAUGAUGGGUGGUCACGCCAUCCGCAUACUGGGCUGGGGAGUAGAGAACGAAGUCCCCUACUGGCUGGUAGCCAACUCUUGGAACGUUGACUGGGGUGACAAUGGCCUCUUUAAAAUCCUCAGAGGAGAGGACCACUGUGGAAUUGAAUCAGAAAUUGUGGCUGGAAUCCCUCGCACUGACCAGUACUGGGGAAAGUUCUAAUGUGCUGUGGCCUGGUUGGCCAGUCGUUAGGGAGUUUUUCCCUAAAUUUAGCUACCCAGGCUGGGAAUGAGGCAGACAGGAAAGUUUUUGAUUCUUUGAAUUCACCUAAGAUACAUGAAGCAUUCAGCAAGGCUUGAGUGACUGGACCAGAGCUGCCUGCCAUCAGAGCUGCCCUCCAUUUCCUCCUUCCAGGCUCCCUCCCAGCCUAUUCCAGCAGUGAUCACAGCCUGCAUCCUAGCCUCCCCUAGACUAGUGCUGUUUGUAGUGUCUGCUGCUGCGGCUCUGCCUGCCACCCCCACAUCUCCAGAGCAGGAGAGACCCAAGGGCUUUGGCUGCAGGUUUUCCAAAAGAAGGGAACACCAACUUCAUGAUGAGGACAAACGCCACCUGUCAUCUGCACCUUGAAGCCAGUCACUUCCUAGGUCUGUGGCAGGCAUUGAUGGCCCAAUGCAGUUCUCUGGAGAAAGCUACCUUUUUCCAAGGUACCUACAUCCAUCGCCCUUGGUAAUGUGGCAAGCCCUGCCUGGUCUUGUCCUCAGCCGAUGCUUUUUCAAUAGUUUUAUUUUUUUUUUUUUUUUGUGCACCUCAACUGAAUAUGUGAAAUGAACAGGUCUAAUUAGUUGAAGAUCUGUACUGGUUUUACAGAUUGUCUCCUAAGUGUAUGGCUUAAAACAAGCUCAGUGGUCCUGGUUUGCUGGGUGACCUACUGACCUCAGACACCACAGUGAAGCUAGUCUGGGAAAAGCCUCUUUUAUGUUGUAGACACCACUUCACCCUGUUAGUUUAACAAGGAAUGACUGUGCCAAUAAACCAAUUCUCCCUCUG